Molecule: messenger RNA, 390 nt
Organism: Trypanosoma grayi
Lineage: Eukaryota; Euglenozoa; Kinetoplastea; Trypanosomatida; Trypanosomatidae
Exons: 1
Source: RefSeq, a predicted model, not a curated record
AACUGCUUUCCCGGCGUAAUACUCAGUCCUUCCAACAUCCCAUACACCUGCGAAGUUAAAAAUGACCAAACACUGAUUGGCUUGAACUUCUCCGCAUCGUACUACAACCCAACCCUCAAUCCUGGAUGGCCGGCGACUCUUGUCAAGGGAACCAAUACCAUUACAUUCGUGCCUAUUUUGGGGGCGCCAUCAGGACGUUGGGAAUUGGUCAUAACUAGGUUUGCUGCCGAUAUAAGCUCUUUCACUCCUAUGACGACCAAUAAGAGCAUGGACUUCAUGCUGAUUGGUACGGUCCAUGCGAAUUUUGCUACACUCCAUCCGUAUUACGGUAUGGUCGUCUCGUGGGCACCCAAUCUCCCGAGUGGCACCAUGGCUUCCGACUACAUGCUG